UUGCCCCCACAACAACACUAUGGCAGCUCCCUCUUCUACAUCAACAGUGUUGCUACCUUCGAGAAAGAAAAGAAGCGAUGUCAGCGAUACAGAUAGAAAUAAGCUAGAAGGAACAAAGAGCGUCUUAGAUAAGCUACUGGAAGGCAACAAACUGUCAAUAGCAUUUGACGACUACCAGCAGUGGGCAAGAAGGCCUAGAAGUCGAGUAGUCAAUGCUAAACAGGCCAAAGCGUCUAAGACGGUGCCAGAGUAUCUGCCUACUGUUGGAACAUUUCAGUUUCCGAGGCCUGGUGGUGCGAGAUCAGUAGGCAGCAGUUUGGGAAGGAGACAAGUCGCACAGAGACCAGCAACAGUCGCACCUGCUGAGACUCGGGUUCUAAAGGCAUUGAUUACAGCAAGAAGAAGGACUAUAGCCGCAUACAAUCAACAUCAAAAGGAUUUAAUCAAGCGCAACGUUGCUCUCAAGCAACAAAUCACAGAUUCCGAAAUGAAGAUUCAUGAUGAUGUUGACGAUCUGCUGCAACAUUAUUCAACUUUCAAAGGUGCUGUAGCUGUGAUUGAGAAGACAUUUCAGGAAAAAUUGGCAAUUGAAAAGAAAGCGUUGGAGGAAAUCUCAAGUGCAAAGAGAUAUGAAUUGCAACAUUUGGAGGAGGUAGCGAAAACACAAGAAAAGAAAGUGAAGAAAAGGCAAGAGGAAUUAUUGUUUUAUAAAUCUUACAAAGAUAAGGUAUUUCCUGAGAAGGCAAGAAGAAUAGCAGAGCUAAGACAGAAUCUGGAAGCAGUGAAUAGCGUGCUAGAGGCAUCACUGGAUGAAUUGAAAUCAACCGUUGAUGGGGAAAGACAGAAAAUGGAACAGAAGGAAGAGAGUCGAAAGACAAGAAUCCAACAACUUGCUGCUGAGGCUGCUAUUGAUUGUAUGGGGCCAGUCACACAAUCACAAGCAAUACAUAAUAUGAUCAUGAAGAAGGAAAUAGCAGCACACAAAACAGCUCUGGAACAGUUACGAUGUGACAUAAAGCUGUUAGAAGCUGAAAACAAACUCCUUCGACAAGAAGUAUCUUUAACUCGAUUUCCUAAUCAACGACCACAACAAAAGUGCCUUCCAACUACAGAACUUAAGCUGGACAUUCCACAACAGGAAUGGUUGCCAGUCUAGUUGUCUACUAAACACUCAUUAAUGUAAAAUUGUAUAGUUUGUAUAUCGAGUUUAACAUUUUCAGAUACAACAAUCAUCUAUUUCUGAUAUCA
This is a messenger RNA of Corticium candelabrum, 1248 nucleotides long. RefSeq names its product basal body-orientation factor 1-like. The transcript is spliced from 12 exons. The record is from RefSeq and is a predicted model, not a curated record. Lineage: Eukaryota; Metazoa; Porifera; Homoscleromorpha; Homosclerophorida; Plakinidae. The coding region runs from base 20 to 1156 and encodes 378 amino acids.